This is a messenger RNA of Ooceraea biroi (clonal raider ant), 2702 nucleotides long. Its product is annotated as putative sodium-dependent multivitamin transporter. The record is from RefSeq and is a predicted model, not a curated record. Gene Ontology annotation, molecular function: symporter activity. NCBI's taxonomy places the organism in Eukaryota, Metazoa, Arthropoda, Insecta, Hymenoptera, Formicidae. Gene Ontology annotation, cellular component: membrane. Gene Ontology annotation, biological process: sodium ion transport; transmembrane transport.
AUAUUUUUUAUUUUCGCAUAUCUUGUUACGUAAUUUAGCUUAAGUUAAAUCUAGGUUAAUAUUCAUGCUCUUCACAUAAAUCAACUUUUCCUUUGUCUGACUAUAAUUAGCACAAAGUGUAUGUUAUUACAUUUGAUGUACCGCUGAAAAUUCUGUGCUUUGCGUGCAACACUAAAUGUGCCGAGCAAUUCUUUACGUAAUGAAAUGUCCCUUGCGUUUUACAGAUGACAGAAACAGACGCAUUCAUUAGUGAGACCUUGUCGAAUACUCGUGAACAGUCGAAUCUUUAUUCUGUUGGGUGUUUUCAUAAUGUACCAAACUUAGCAGAAAUUUGUUAUUCUGAUCAAAAAUAUUCACUAAUGUUUAAAAAUAUCUAAUUGGAGCUAAGUUGAAACUAAGUUACGCCAAGUUGAACUAAGCGAAGCUUUGUGUCACAAGUGGAUAGUGUUCUCAGUAUAAAUCUUGUAAAAUGGACACAUCAUUUGUCGAGGGCGAGACACGUGUACUGCAAUGGCAGGAUUAUCUCAUUAUCACUGGAGUCAUGUCGGUCUCCAUCUUCAUCGGAAUUUACUAUCGGUUCAGCGGUGGUCGACAACGUACAGCAGCGGAGUACUUCUCUGCAGACAACUCGAUGGGAAUCUUUCCUCUUGCGGUUGCCAUGAUGGCUUCCCAAAUAUCAGCAGUUAGCAUGCUUGGGAUGAGCGGGGAAACUUACAUUCGUGGUUCGACCAUUGUAUUUUUGUAUAUCUGCAGCAUUUUUGUCAUUCCAAUUAUAAGUUUCUGUCAUCUACCAGUUUUCUUCGAGAUAAAGGUCGUAAGCAUCUACGAGUACCUAGAGAAACGAUUCGGAUUGUAUAUGCGGCUGUUGGUGAGCGCGGCUAACUUUACCGAGACGAUGUUACUGACUGGUGUGAUGCUGUACGCUCCUUCAUUAGCUCUCGAAGCUACCACAGGCCUAUCCAGUACCAUGAGUAUUUUGAUACUCGCCAUAAUCUGUACCUUCUACUCCACGAUAGGCGGCAUCAAAGCGGUUCUGGUUACCGAUAUUUUCCAGGGUUUUCUGAUGUUCAUUGCUCUCGGUACUAUCAUUGGCAUUAUUGCCAUGAACAUUGACGAUGGAAUCAUUGGCAUCUGGCGUAUCGCACAAGAAGAUAAUCGUCUCGAUUUUUCUAAUUGGAGUUUAGAUCCAACCAUACAAUACACAUGCUGGAGUACUUUACUUGGUGGAGCAGCAAUAUUUCUAUCCUUCUUUGCAGUGAAUCAAGUGCAGAUUCAACGUUUAAUGACCACUAAGAAACUAAAAGUGGCUAGACAAGCCCUAUUGUGGUGCACUCCUUUGAUAGUACUAAUAGGAGUUUUGACGUGUUUCGCCGGACUGUCAAUCUACGCGGUCUAUAGAAACUGCGAUCCUGUUGCUUCCGGCAAGAUAAACACCUACGACAAAAUAUUGCCGUACUUCUCCGCAGAGAGGUUGACACCCGGAGUGGUCGGCAUUAUCGUCUCCGGCAUUUUCAGCGCUAGUCUGAGCACAAUCUCCGCCAUGAUGAAUUCAUUAGCCGCGGUAGCGCUCGAGGAUUACGUGAAACCACUGCAUCGAAAAUUCGGAGCAGAUUUUUCUGACCAGAAGGCCACCUUCACAGCCAAGGCGCUCACCCUUAUAAACGGUGUCAUUUGCUUGUUCUUGGCGUUAAUAGCAAAGACAAUGGGCACGCUAGUAGUCAUCGCUAUCAGCAUACACGGAGCCAUUGGCGGACCGAUUUUAGGCAUCUUUACUCUCGGAAUGUUUAGUGAGACCGCUAAUGAGCUGGGAACCAUCAUUGGCAUGAUUACGGCACUAGUUGUUUGCUUGUGGGCUGCUUUCGGAAAACCGAAACCACCCAUUCCAUCAUUGCCAGUAUCGAUCGAAGGUUGCGCGAAUUCUACAAUGUUAAUGCUUGCUGAUCAAGUUAGUUCCAACAGUACUCUCCAACCAGAUCCAUCGUCAUACUUUUAUUUGUAUCGUAUAUCCUACUUGUGGUAUAAUCCCAUAGGACUGACAAUUACUUUAGUAGUUGGAUAUGUGGCAAGCCUUGUAGUACGAGUUAUCCAACGCAAAACCAAUAUCGAACACGAUCCAAGUUUGUUUGUGCCAUUUCUGGCCGCUAGGAUCAGACGGCGACGCCAAGACGCGGAGAAAACCACGAACAGUCAGCUUUUUGUUUUAGAACCCUAUGUAAGAUGAUGCUUUCUCGAUUAAAUAACAUAAAUAAUCAGUUUUAAAGUACAUAUUAUUAUCUCAAAUUUUUCAACUUAAUUGAUUGGAUGUUUAUUUAGUACUUGAUAGAAUAAGAAUAAGUAAAUUGUAAAAUUAAAUUAAGUUAUAAUAUAAAAACUGAUUUUUAUUAAAGAUUAAUAUUAUUAUUAGAUUAAUAAAAUUAAUUUAAUAAGUAUUUACAUGUACAUGAUUAUCACAAUAUUGUUAAUAGUUGAUUGAUCAUAAACAUACUAUCAUACAUUAAAUCAUAUUCUCUCUCUUACAUAUGUAAGGUUAUUUAUAUUAUUAUAGUAUAUAUUAUUAUAUAUAAUAUAUAUUAUCAUGAUAAAACUAUAACUUUUUUUAUCACAUAAAAUAAAAAGAAUGCUGUAUGAUAUUCCUUAUAUAACACUCAUUUUUUGAUACAUGUACAAACAUAUUGAAAAUAAAAUUAUCGUUUGCAUGAUGA